AUGUUCAUUGCCAAUAAGAAAGUACAUGGUUGUAAGCUUGGAGCCAAAUGGAUGAUAUUGACCAAAGGGCAACAAAAACAAACCUAUCAUCACUAUUACUCAUAUUUUAAUAUGGUCAAUCAGGGUACUGAAGCAAGUAUGCAAAAUGCAGCAUCUGCUCCAAUUGCAGAAACUGUUUCUCACUUGGUAGUUGGUGGUGGCUCUGGGUUUUUGGGCAAACAAUUGUUAAAGCAAGUGAUUACUCCAACUGAUAAGGUGCCCUACUCGGAAAAGUUAAUGAACAUUUCUCAAGUGACUGUCAUUUCGAGAAAUCCAGAAGAAACAAGGAAAUUACUUGAAAAGGAGUUACCACAAAGUAAAUGGGAAAGAAAGAAUUCCAUUCAGAUAAGUGUUAAAAAUUGGAAGGAAAAUGAGAGUACAUUCCUCUUUAAUCAUCAAGUUUGUGAAGAAAAGGAUACAUUUGGAAAUGAUAAAAAGGUUGCAGCAAUUAAUUUGAGUGGUGUAUCAAUUGGAAAACAAAGUUGGACUCCAAAAUUCAAACAGGAAAUCUUAGAUUCAAGAACUGCCACAACAAUUGAUUUGAUUAAUUAUUUGAAUUCAUUCGGAGAUAGUGCCAGUACAUUUAUUGGCACAUCAGCUGUUGGAUUCUAUCCUUGCACUUCAGAUCCAAAUGCUGAAACACCAAUUUAUACUGAAUAUAAUUGCCCAUCACCAGCUAAUAACCCUCUUGGUGAAGUGACAGGUGCAGUUGAAAAUGCCAUCUGCAAUACACAAGCAGACAAUAUCAAACAAAGAAUAAUAAUGAGACCAGGAGCCAUAGUAGGAAAAGGAGGUGGUGUUCUCAAAGAAAUGACAAUACCUUACCUUGGAAUUGCUGUUCCAAUAGUUUUUGGAAAUGGUUUACAACCAUUCAGUUGUAUACAUCUUGUUGAUGCUGCUAACAUGUACAUUCACGCUUUAUAUACUAAUUUUAAUAAUUAUUACUCACAAAAAUCGAGUGAAAAAGUAAUCAUUUACAAUACUGUCAUGCCAGACAUGAUCACAUUCCAACAAUUUUCAGCUAGAUUGAAUCUCAAGACAAAUAUAAUACCCUUCCCAAUGAUUCCAUUCCCUUACUCACUAGUAUCUAAAUUAUUCGGCAAUGAAAGAUCUCAAUUAUUAUGUGAAGGUCAAUACGUCCUUCCAACAAGGUCGAUACAAGAAAAUUUCCAAUUCCAAUAUCCAACCCUACAUUCAAUGAUUGAUGAAGUUACAACAUUCAAUCCUAAUAUGUAAAUACAUCUUCCUCACAAUAUUUAU
Molecule: messenger RNA, 1299 nt
Organism: Naegleria gruberi
Lineage: Eukaryota; Heterolobosea; Eutetramitea; Acrasida; Naegleriidae
Exons: 1
Coding region: 1-1275 (424 amino acids)
Source: RefSeq, a predicted model, not a curated record